This is a messenger RNA of Pelodiscus sinensis (Chinese soft-shelled turtle), 1804 nucleotides long. NCBI's taxonomy places the organism in Eukaryota, Metazoa, Chordata, Testudines, Trionychidae. The record is from RefSeq and is a predicted model, not a curated record.
AUGGUCAAUCAACUAGAACAGGCUUCUGCUGGUCACGGUUUGUGGUUGCAGGCGCCGGUGGCGUUCGAGGACGUGGCGGUCUAUUUCUCGCCGGCGGAGUGGGCGGAGCUGGCGGCCUGGCAGCGGGAGCUGUACCGGGAGGUGAUGGGGCAGAACUACGCGCUGGCCGGCCCCGGGUGCAGCGAGGGGACCAGCGGCCCGCGGGGGCUGGCGGGGCGGCGCAGAAGCCUGGGGGCUCCGGAGGGGCCGCGCGCCACCCCUGAGCUCGGGGGAAAGGUGCCGGCGCCUCCCACCAGCAGCCCUGGCCAGAAAUCCCCGGUGGGCUCGGGGCCCGGGGUCGGCAGCCCGGAGCCAGCCAAGCGCCCACGCGCCCACGCGGCCGAGCGCCCCUUCACCUGCACCGAGUGCGGCAAGAGCUUCCAGCACCGGGGCAACCUCAUCACCCACCUGCGGGUGCACACGGGCGAGAAGCCCUUCACCUGCACCGAGUGCGGCAAGAGCUUCAGCCAGAAGGGGGACCUGAUGCGGCACCAGCGCAUCCACACGGGCGAGAAGCCCUUCGAGUGCACCGUCUGCGGGAAGAGCUUCUGCUCCAAGCAGACCUUCAUCCUGCACCAGCGCAUCCACACGGGCGAGAAGCCCUUCUCCUGCACCGAGUGCGGCAAGAGCUUCAACCGCAAGGCCAACUUCAUCACCCACCAGAAGAUCCACCGCGGGGAGCGCCCCUUCGUCUGCCCCGAGUGCGGCAAGGGCUUCUGCGCCAAGAAGACCUUCAUCCUGCACCAGAAGAUCCACGUCGGCACGGGCGAGAAGCCCUUCGAGUGCACCGUCUGCGGGAAGAGCUUCUGCUCCAAGCAGACCUUCAUCCUGCACCAGCGCAUCCACACGGGCGAGAAGCCCUUCUCCUGCACCGAGUGCGGCAAGAGCUUCAACCGCAAGGCCAACUUCAUCACCCACCAGAAGAUCCACCGCGGGGAGCGCCCCUUCGUCUGCCCCGAGUGCGGCAAGACCUUCAACCUCAAGAGCACCCUCAUCACCCACCAGCGCAUCCACACGGGCGAGCGCCCCUUCGUCUGCCCCGAGUGCGGCAAGACCUUCAACCUCAAGACCACGCUCAUGAAGCACAAGCGCAUCCACACGGGCGAGCGCCCCUUCACCUGCGGGGAGUGCGGCAAGAGCUUCAAGUACAAGGGCAACCUGCGGACGCACCACCUCACCCACACGGUGGAGCGGGUCUACCCCUGCACCGAGUGCGGCAAGAUCUUCAGCCACAAGAAGCAGCUGACGGUGCACCAGGCCGGCCACACCGAGGAGAGACUCCUGUCCUGCUACGGCGACGGGGAGUCCUUCAACCCCUUCCUGCAGAUGCACCCGCUGCUGCUCUCCUGCGCCCCCAUCCAGGCCCUGGCCAAGUACAAGUGAGGGGGAGCUGGGGAGACGCGCCGCUCGGCCGCCGGCCCCGCGCAGGAGCAGGGAGGGAGCUGCCCGUGGGGACCUGAGCUCGCUGCGCUGCGUAACUACUGACAGAGGGGUCAGUGCUAGCAGGACUUUCCGGCCCCGUGUGCACGGGGGCCGCUGCGGCCAGGCCAGGGGUUUUCUCAGGGUGGGAGCUGCCGGGCCGUGUGCUACAUGGGGGUCAGGCUGGGGGGGCGUUGCUGCCGCACUGGCAUCAUGGCGGGUGCCAGCAGCUCCCCAGUGGGCAGAGAGAGGCUGGCCUGGCGCCUGCAUGUCCGCCGGGCACAACUGAACGACGCGCCUGUUCCAGCCAGAGCCAGUCUGGGGAGUGAAACCUCCAGGUGCUGCA